AUGUUCUUCAACGAGAGCGCCAUAUUGCAGCCGAUGGCUAUUGUCGGUGAUGCAGGGUCCAUUCAUCAUAUGCAGGAACACCUUUUAGGAUGGAAUAUUCCACCAGAACAUUUGGAAAUGGUGCAUCCGCAUUGGAGAGGAUUUCUGGCACCAGCAAAAUACUGGCAUAUCAGUUUAGCUAUCAUCUACUUUAUGCUUAUGGUUCUUUCUGCUGUGGGCAAUGGAUGUGUUAUUUGGAUAUUUACUACAGCGAAAUCCCUCAGAUCACCCUCAAAUAUGUUCGUAGUCAACCUGGCUAUAUUUGACUUGGUGAUGAUGACGGAAAUGCCCUUGCUUAUAAUAAAUAGCUUUUUAGAACGAAUGUGGGGAUGGGAACUAGGAUGUGACAUUUAUGCUGCGCUUGGCAGUGUUUCCGGAAUAGGUCAAGCUAUUACCAAUGCAGCUAUUGCUUUCGAUCGUUAUAGAACUAUCACUUGUCCUAUCGACGGCAGGCUUAAUGGAAAACAGGCGGGAGUCAUCAUAGCAUUUACAUGGUUCUGGACAAUGCCAUUUACUAUUCUUCCAUGGAUUCGAGUUUGGGGUCGAUUUGUACCAGAGGGAUUCUUAACAACCUGCAGUUUUGAUUUUCUGACAGAAGACGAAGACACCAAAGUUUUUGUGGGAAGCAUCUUUAUGUGGUGCUACGUUUUCCCUAUGUUACUAAUUAUCUACUUUUAUUCGCAGUUGAUCAUAUCUGUUCGACACCAUGAAAAAAUGCUGAGUGAUCAGGCUAAAAAGAUGAACGUUAAGUCUUUGGUAUCCAAUCAGGAUAAAGAAAGGAGCGUUGAAAUGCGAAUCGCUAAAGUAGCAUUCACGAUAUUUUUCUUAUUUGUGUGUGCUUGGACACCAUACGCUGUUGUUGCUAUAACUGGAGCUUUCGGAAAUCGAGAAACACUGACACCACUCUCUACUAUGAUACCAGCGGUUUUUGCAAAGACCGUAUCAUGCAUUGACCCAUGGGUUUACGCAAUCAAUCAUCCAAGGUACCGAUUAGAGUUACAAAAACGUUGUAAAUGGAUGGGAAUUCGAGAACCCGAACCACAGACUGAUACUACAUCGGCAACGACGGAAAGGGUGAGAACUGAUGAUGCGUAAAUACGAGAAACUAUUUAAACCGAAACACAGUCAACGUUGCAGACAACUGAAAGACGAUAAGCGGUGAAACUGCGAUCUGCAUUAUCGGCCACCACGAGUGCAGCUUCGUACAUUCGCAAUUUGUUUUAAAAAAUUAGAAUGAAGAUCAGUCAGCCAAUUGAAUGCAAAUUCACCUUCAAGCUCUCAGAAUUUAUGAUGAGUAGUCACUUAAUAGAAACGCUGGCGAAGUGAUAAUUUUUAUGAAUCCAGCUGUAUAAAAUUAUAAAUGAUCAUUGUUUAUUAUAGAGCAUCGACGUUUGUAUUCAAUUAAACAUAUAAUAAAA
Belonocnema kinseyi is the source of this 1457-nucleotide messenger RNA. It is a transcript of the gene Blop, whose product is annotated as opsin, blue-sensitive-like. NCBI's taxonomy places the organism in Eukaryota, Metazoa, Arthropoda, Insecta, Hymenoptera, Cynipidae. The record is from RefSeq and is a predicted model, not a curated record. Gene Ontology annotation, cellular component: membrane. The coding region runs from base 1 to 1134 and encodes 377 amino acids. Gene Ontology annotation, biological process: G protein-coupled receptor signaling pathway; visual perception. Gene Ontology annotation, molecular function: G protein-coupled receptor activity. The transcript has 8 exons.